This is a messenger RNA of Closterium sp. NIES-65, 780 nucleotides long. NCBI's taxonomy places the organism in Eukaryota, Viridiplantae, Streptophyta, Zygnematophyceae, Desmidiales, Closteriaceae. The record is from the annotation of a GenBank genome assembly.
AUGUCUCAUGCUCAAGACCAACAACCACCUCCAUCAUCUUCUGCACCCACCUCUCAUCAUCAAGAGCAACAGCAGCAGCAACCACCACCACCUCCAUCACAACAAAACCAGUCAACUGCUCCACCUGUUCUUUCAUCUCAUCCUCCUCCUCAACCCCCAAUUAAUUCGCUUCAGCAGCAGCAACAACAACCAUCUCCACCCAAUUUACCUCCUCCUCUUCAAUCUUCCCCCACUCACCAGCAGGACCAGCAGCAACAACAACACCCCUCUGCCACUCACUCUCUUCACCCGUCACUUCCGCCUCUCGUCGUUCAUCGACCAAGUGGUUAUCGACCAGCAGCCCUUCUUCACCUUCCAGACCAUCUUGAACACGUAUCGUCAACCGUGCAGCCACCACCAACACAACAGCACACAUCUUCCCAUCUCCAGCACCUGCAUUCGACAAGUCCGACUGAUAGAAUUUCAUCAGAAGAUCAUUCUCAACCGGCAGCACCACCUCCCUCACCCAACCGAAUCGACAUCAACUACCCACCAGCGAUGAGCACGUCACACGUUGCAGCACCAUCUUCAUCUUCUUCGUCAUCUGCGCACUUCACCUCUCAUGUGCCGGUGUCCACUUUCAUCUCAACCCCAGGUUCUCUCUCCCUUCUCACCCACAUCAAAGGUAUGCUCACCAAGGAGUUUGUCAUGACAGACAUGGGCUCUUGCACCUUCAUCCUCUUCAUCCCCUUCUUCUUCCAACGCACCUCCUUCAUCACUCCUUUCCCCUCUCGACAUUAA